AUGGCUGCAUCGAACACAUCCAAUAAUGGCUCAUCAUCGCAAAGAACCGAGACGUUGACAGUCGAAGUUGAACUAAAACAAAGAUUAAGAUCAUUGAUUUUACCUCUCGCGAAACGGGAACCUGGUGAAACGGAUUCUGUUGAACAACAUGAAAGUAGUUUGGCUGUGCAAAUGGAUGAAUUUCGAAAAGUAGUAGAGAAGCAGCUUAAUGAAAUACAAAAGCGAAUACUCGCUCGCAGACCUAAAGGCAAAACAAAUGUAGACGAUAGUGCAGAAAACCAAGCCUAUCUACGCUUGCUCAUGGUCGUAAAAAGAACUAUGGAUGAUAUCAAGGAAGUAUUGACCACCAUAUCUUAUCGUCAACGUCUUUUCAUUCAUCAAAUGAUGCAUGCACUGACACACAACUGCGAUCGAAAAGCAGUGCGUGACGAACUUGAAAAAGACAUAAAUUAUCAACUAAAACGUUGGGACACGUAUCUCGAUAGAAUUGAAGAAUAUCUUCAGACAGACUAA
Messenger RNA from Rotaria socialis, 513 nucleotides. NCBI's taxonomy places the organism in Eukaryota, Metazoa, Rotifera, Eurotatoria, Philodinida, Philodinidae. The record is from the annotation of a GenBank genome assembly.